Messenger RNA from Seminavis robusta, 1542 nucleotides. NCBI's taxonomy places the organism in Eukaryota, Bacillariophyta, Bacillariophyceae, Naviculales, Naviculaceae. The record is from the annotation of a GenBank genome assembly.
AUGCCAUCACAAGAAGAAGAGGUUAUCGGCGAUGAGGACUCGUCGGACGAAGAUGACGAGGAAGUAAAAGCGGAUGACAGCAAAAAAGAGGACAGCAAAAAGGAAGAAGCCAAACCACCGCCGGCAAAUCCGUUUGGAGAUGACAGCGACGACGACUCGAGUGAUGGCGGCGGUGAAAAGAAGAAGCAGGCAGAACCCGAAAAGAAGAAAGAAGAAAAAGACCCAUUUGCCGAAGAAGGGGAGAGUGAUGACAAUGAUGAUGACAAUGAGAAGAAGAAAAAGGAAUCCGAAAAAAAAGACAAAACGAACGACUCGUCGGAUGAUGACGAUGAUGAUAUUGAAGAAGCCGAAGCCGAACGCAUCGGAGCCGACGAUGCGCAAGUCGACGAACUCUCACCCAAACAACCGACCGCUCCCAAAAUUGAUCCCCGGACCAUGGUAGUACUCGAACCCACACGACCUCCCGAAGAUACCACGUUGCACGUGACCAAAUUACCCAAUUUGGUCGGCAUUCAACCAGAUGCCUUUGAUCCCGCCACGUAUUCGGCGCGAGCAGAAGAAGAAGAGUACGGUCAUGUGUUGGAUAUGAUGCGAUGGCGGUAUAAAAAAGACAAGGAUGGUCAAAUGAUGCGCGAUGAACAAAACGGCAAAUUAAUACGAGAAUCCAAUGCGAGACUCAUUCAAUGGGAAGAUGGAUCGUAUACACUGCAUGUGGGAAAAGAAGCAUUGCAAGUGGAUAGUGUCGAUUCGUCCAAGAAGAUGGGACAAAUGAAUGUCCUCACGGGACGUACUGCCACAUUUGCCGGUCUCAAUGGAUAUCUGUACUUGUCCCAAAUGGCCACCAAUCGAGAACCCAAUGACGAAGAAGAAAAAGAAGGCGACACUAAUAAACCAGAAAAGGAGACGCCCGCUGGAACUGUCUUGGAAUGUAUGGGGAGUGUCGGUAGUCGCAUGACGGCUCGACCAUCGUCAUUGGCGAGUGAAGCCCACAAGAGUCUCACCGUGGCGGUUCGACAGCGGACCAUGAAACGGGCCAAGAUUGCACAGGUCAUUACGCAAUUGGAUCCCGAAAAGGAAAAGGAAAAGAAAAUUCAACAAAAGAUGCAAUUCGAAAAGGAACAGGCGCGAAAGAAGAACUAUGGGGAUGGGUACUCUAGUCGUGCACGCAGUAAUCGUCCUCGCAUGACGAGUCGGUAUAUGGAAGACGACGGAGACUAUGAUACCAUUGGUUUAGGAUCCUUGAAGAAGCGGACCAUGAACAGUGAUGAGGAAGACUUUGAUGAUUACGCGGAUGAGAUGGACGAUGAUGAUGAGGAAGAAGAGACAUUCAAUCGAAAGAGACCCAAGAAACGCGCGGGGGCAUCCAACCGCAAGAGCCUGGACAGUGAUGACGAUGAUGACGACGACGAUGCAGCUGCGGAUGGCGGAAAGGAUGAUUCGGACGAUGACCAAGAAGAAGAUGAUGAAGUCAUUACGCCGGUCAAGAGCAGCAAGAAGCGCACUCAUCAGGCUGUGUUUGACGAUGAUGACAGUGAUGAUUGA